CUUUGCCCCCGGAAAAAUGAAAAGAGCGAGACGGCGGGCGACGCCGCCGCCGCCGCAUGGAGGCGGGCGAGCGACGCGGUAGCGGGGGACGAGCGACGCGGCCUCAGGGUCCCAUCGAGCGCGCGAGAGGCUCUGCGAGGCGGCACUGUCGCUGUACCGUGAAGCUGAUCCGCCGAGGGAGCAAUCAACCAUCAGUGGAGGAGGGGACGUAAUCUGAUGAGAUGAUAAUGCAGCUUCCGAAUCAAUUGUAGCCUGCUUCAGUGGCCACGUUGGGGGAUCGAUCCCAUUGUUCCAUUCUCAGCAGAAGAUAAUUGAUAUCUGUUUCUGAUGAUCUUUUCAUGUAGGUUUUGAGGACUCAAAGGUCAUCGACCCUCAUUGACACAUAUGAACCGACCUACCGACCUGUUGCUAACUCUACUUGAUCAUAUGGCUAUGGGGCUCAAUUUUUCUAAAUUUGUUGGUUCCUGUGGUUAUGCCUCAAGGAUAUUAAUUUCAGAUGGCUGAAGUGUUUUGUUUGACAGAGAAUGUGCUUCAGUACUAGGACUAAUCUAGGAUCUCUCAUGCCCGGGCUUGCCGACUGCAUGAUGUCUUAUGUUAGAUGAUUAAUACGGCGAUUUUUAUGAAAAAACUAGCAUCUUACGCACCUUAAUUUGUGUUCUUCCUCGGCUUUCGAGAAGUUUCUGGGAAUUGCAAUGGACCAAAUUGUUGCCCAAAGCCUGGAUUCGAAACAUGUAGCUGUAAUGCUAAUCAAUCAUACCCAUUGCUUAUCAGUCGUAAUCAAUUCCUGCCUUUUCAACUUUCUCUUUUUUGGAAAAAGCGGAAGCAUUAUCGGCCAACUGAAAAGAGUAUGUUAUAAGUACAAUGAAAUCUGGGAAAAGAACUAUGAUGGGAGACGACGACACAGCCGCCGCUCUUUUCCCCUUCCCAAACCCUAGAGUUCGAGGCACUGAUCCCCAAGCCAAGGAUUUGAUGCCGCCGGGAGGAGGAGGUGAGCAUGGCUGCACGGAGCAGGACCACCCAUUGGCGACCGGUCGCCAUGACGAAGGCGCUCCGUCCCAUCCUAUGCCGCCGCCUCCCCUCAUUGUUCCCGUAGCUUCUGAGAAGAAGAAGAAGAAGCACAAGCAGGGGCAGGAGCACGAGAAACACCCUGCUGGGAGCCUUCCUGAGGGCCCCCUUAUCGAGAUUCUGUCCCGGGUGCCUUACAAGUCACUCUGCCGCUUCAAGUGCGUGUCCAAGCCGUGGCUUGCCCUCUGCUCCGACCCCGACAUCCGCAAGAGGUCACCCCAGACCAUGGCAGGUUUCUUCCUCCGCAACUAUGGCAUGCGCCCCUGUUUCAUUAACUUGUCCGGAAGAGGCCAACCCCUGGUCGACCCUUUUCUCUCUUUCUUGCGCGAGAGCUUUAAACUUCUCAUCCCCCAGCAUUGCUGCGGUGGCCUUGUUCUCUGCAAAUACUGGGAAUCAUAUUGUUUUGAGGAAGAUGAGUACAAUCUUGUCGUGUGCAAUCCUGCGACCAAGAAGUGGGCCGAGCUGCCUCCUAAUCCUAUACAAUUGCAAGAUGAAGACGAAGAAGAAGUCGAAGAAUAUUUGUGUUUCGAUCCAGCCGUCCCCUCCCGUUUCAUGGUAUUCACACACACUUGGGAUUUCACAGAAGUGAUAAUCUACUCAUCAGACACUGGACGAUGGACUACGGUGGAGAGUGGUUGGAUUGAUAAGACUCCUAUUGGUCUUCCUGUGUUCCUGAAUGGUACUUUGCAUUUGAUGACCACUGAAUAUUCAAUAAUCACAGUAGACACAGAGGGGAAGGUUUGGGGGCAAAUUGAUAUUCCAGGCAACAUGCGAGACAGCUCUGAUUAUCCGUUCAUUGGACAGUCUCAGGGACGAUUGUAUGCUUGGUGUAUAAAUGAUAAUGUUGAUGUUUGCCAACUUUUAGUUUGGGCUCUUGAGGAUUAUGGUGGUGCAAAGUGGGCCUUGAAGGAUACUGUUAACAUUUCAGAACUGUUUGGAAGGGAUCGUUACAAAUAUGUGGAGCCCUUAGCAAUCCAUCCAGAUUGUGAUUUGAUUUUCCUUACCGACCGGAGGGGGAAGGCUAUCUCAUAUGAUAUGGACAGCAAGAAAGUGCAUGUUAUCGGCACUCACGAAACAUUCUAUGGUGCUAUACCUUAUGUUCCAUGUUUUGCGGAAUGGCCGUCAGAUGGUCACUGACCUUGGUGGAACUAUAUAUUGUCUUCAUAGAAUUCAGCCAUGGAGAAUAUGCAACACCUAGCAACAGCUUUCAGUGGCUAAUGCUUAGUUGUAUGAAUGAGUCUAGGUAUUUGAUAUAUCGGCUGCCUCUAGUGCUAAUCAUUAUGGUCACCUGUUAGCUCUUGGUAUGGGGUAACUGUGAGGGUAUAUUAUCUAUUUUUGAAAUUGGUUGGAUUUUCACCUCUUUAUUUUCCGUUUAAGAUUGGAGAUGCUUAUCUCUUGUUGCAACUUGCAAGUACAUUUAUCUUUUAUGGACAACUUGUUACCCUUCAGUUCUGAA
Triticum dicoccoides is the source of this 2521-nucleotide messenger RNA. RefSeq names its product putative F-box protein At3g10240. Gene Ontology annotation, molecular function: protein binding. Lineage: Eukaryota; Viridiplantae; Streptophyta; Magnoliopsida; Poales; Poaceae. The coding region runs from base 862 to 2202 and encodes 446 amino acids. The transcript has 8 exons. The record is from RefSeq and is a predicted model, not a curated record.